Colletotrichum truncatum is the source of this 2037-nucleotide messenger RNA. NCBI's taxonomy places the organism in Eukaryota, Fungi, Ascomycota, Sordariomycetes, Glomerellales, Glomerellaceae. The record is from RefSeq and is a predicted model, not a curated record.
AUGAAGGUGCUCUGCGUUGCGGAGAAGCCGUCCAUCUCCAAGGCCGUUGCUGGCCAUUUGGCAGGACGAAACCCUGAUGUUCACAAUACGCGCUCGCAAUACAUAAAGAACUACGGCUUCGAGUUUGAUUUUGGCCCGCCAUGGAAUGCUUGCAGCGUCACCAUGACAGCAGUCCUCGGCCAUCUGACCGGGCUGGACUUCACCGCAGAAAACAAGAACUGGUCACAUCCUCCACCAGAGAGCCUUUUCACUGCGCCUGUAGUGACAGUGGUACCUCAGGACAAGAAAACUGUGGCAGAGAAUAUUGAGCGCCAGGCUCGGUACUGUCAGUUGCUCAUCAUCUGGACGGAUUGUGAUCGUGAGGGAGAACAUAUCGGAAAGGAGAUAGUCAACGCCGCUAGGAAAGGCAACGCAGGGAUCCAGGUUAAGCGCGCGAAUUUCAGCAACAUUGAGCGAGCGUACGCUGCCCUCAUAUCUUCCUUUUUAAAGACUCUACUAAUGUCAAACAGACACAUCCUUUCGGCUGCGCGUCGCCUCACAGACCUGGACCAGAAGCAAGUCGAUGCCGUGGAUGCAAGAAUCGAGCUUGACUUGAGAAUCGGAUAUGCUUUCACUCGAUUCUUGACCAUCAGUCUCCGACCCCUUGGAGGCGCGUUGCAAGAAAGGACGAUCAGCUAUGGCUCCUGUCAGUUUCCGACGCUAGGGUUUGUUGUUGACCGUUACUUUCGAGUCCAAAACUUCGUGUCCGAACCGUUCUGGAGCAUCAAGGUCAUGCAUUCUCGCGAAGGGAAGAAAGCCAAUUUCAGUUGGUCUCGGAACCGGCUCUUCGAUCGGAUGUCUGUUGUUAUUCUCUACGAGCGUUCCAUCAAAGCGAAGAAGGCCAAGGUUACCAAAGUCCAGGAGAAACCGACAAGGAAGUGGAAGCCCUUACCGUUGACCACCGUUGAACUGCAAAAGGCAGCAACUCGCCUGCUGCGCAUGAGCGGUCAACAGGCAAUGACUGUGGCGGAAAAUCUCUACAACAAGGGUUUCAUUAGCUAUCCUAGAACCGAGACAGAUCGCUUUGACAAGGGGAUGGACUUGAAGGCUUUGAUCAGGAAACAAACACCGCAUGAAAGAUGGGGUCAGUAUGCCCAAGGUCUUUUGGACGGAAAUUUCAGCCAACCGCGCGAGGGGCGACACGACGACAAGGCACAUCCUCCUAUCCACCCAGUCACUUUCGCUGCUCCAACUGUACUCGACCCGAACGAGAAGCAACUUUACGAGUACGUGGUACGACGAUUCUUAGCUUGCUGCUCCGAAGAUGCCAAGGGCAUGGCAACGGAUAUUGAAAUCCUCUAUGGAGAGGAGACAUUUCACACCCGUGGCUUACAUGUACUGGAGCGCAACUAUUUGGAUGUCUUUGUCUACGAGAAAUGGAACGACUCGGCCGAGUUGCCCAAGUAUACGGAGGGUGAGACGUUCCAGCCUACAGAGGCCAUGAUGACAGACGGGAAGACAAGUCCUCCUGGAUAUCUUACAGAAGCAGAUCUUAUUGCGCUUAUGGACGCCAACGGAAUCGGAACGGACGCAACAAUGGCAGAGCAUAUCCAGAAGAUUCAAGAUAGAGAGUAUGUUCAGUUGGCCGACGGCGGUCAACGUGGCCAGGAUAACGACGGCAAUAGUGACCAGGAUGAACCUCCAUCACCACCAGCAAGAGGUGGCCGAGGCGGACGCGGCAAUCGCGGAGGACGCGGGAGAGGAGGUCGCGGCGCGUCCUCGGCGGGACGGAGAACUCUCAAGGUCUUUAUCCCGACACAACUGGGCGUGGCACUUAUCACGGGGUUUGAUCGCAUGGAGUUCGAAACAAGUCUGGGUAAGCCCUUCCUCCGCAAAGAAAUGGAGAAUAAGAUGAAGGCAAUAUGUGACGGGCGUAUGACCAAGGAAGCCGUCCUACGCGAAAGUCUGGGCCAGUACCGGCAAGUAUUUCGUGACUCUCAAGAGCGGCUCAACGUACUCAAAGCAGCGUGUCGCGAAUACAUGUCCCUCCGCGAUUGA